UCAAAAUGUUUAGGGAUGCAGCUCAAACACAUAUAGUUGUGGCUGCACUACUAGUGACGGUUACCUUUGCAGCCGGCUUCACACUACCAGGAGGUUUUGAGAGCGAUAAAGAUAGCCUUGAUAAAGGAAUGGCGAUUCUAACAAAGAAAUCAGCAUUCUGUGCAUUCGUUGUCGCAGAUGCCAUUGCCUUUGUAUGCUCCGCGGGGGCUGUGUUUAGCUACUUUUUCAUGGCAAUGACUCAUUGCCCCACGACCGAACUAGAGCUGAGCAUUCUGACGGACAUUUACAUGUUAGCAACAGUUUUGCAGUUCCUAUCAAUGUCAGCUGUUGUUAUUGCAUUUGUAACUGGUUUGUAUGCUACUUUGGCAAAUUCAGUUGGUCUAGCUGCUAUUGUUUGUGUCAUAGGUUGCCUUGCGUUCCUUAUUUAUGUCUUGGUUUUCUAUCUUUUUUUCAAAAGAUUGAUCGAAGACAGAGCAAUACCAAAUCAGUAG
Messenger RNA from Solanum verrucosum, 491 nucleotides. RefSeq names its product protein ACCELERATED CELL DEATH 6-like. The record is from RefSeq and is a predicted model, not a curated record. The transcript has a single exon. Gene Ontology annotation, cellular component: plasma membrane. Gene Ontology annotation, molecular function: protein phosphatase regulator activity; protein phosphatase 1 binding. NCBI's taxonomy places the organism in Eukaryota, Viridiplantae, Streptophyta, Magnoliopsida, Solanales, Solanaceae. The coding region runs from base 6 to 491 and encodes 161 amino acids.